AUGACGGACAAGCUACCCCCGCCACUCUUGGCGCUUUUCCAGCCCAGACCACCCCUUCGAUACAUUCCUCCGAGCGACCGCGCACCAGGAGACUGCCCAAAGAGCACUCUCACUGGAGUUGCCCAGUACCUUGCCGAGGCCAAAGCCUUCGCCGAGGAGGUGCCUUAUAAUGCAACUGAAAGCUGGGUGCAACGCAAAUUGCGCGAAAAGACAGAAAAGAAGGAUGUUCUGCAGAAGAAAAUAGCUGAAGAGCUACAAACUUUCAACCCUGAGAAAGAUCCUCAAGCUCGAGGUGAUCCUUUCAAAACUCUCUUUGUUGCACGUCUCAGUUAUGAUGUCAAAGAAGCAGACCUGGAGCGAGAGUUUGGCCGUUUCGGUCCCAUUGAGAGAAUUUCCCUUGUCAAGGAUACAGUAUCAGACAAGAAAAAGAAAGCCCACCAAGGCUAUGCCUUCAUCGUGUAUGAGCGCGAAAAAGAUAUGAAAGCGGCCUACAAAGAAACAGAUGGCAUCCGAAUCAAAGACCGACGAGUCUUGGUAGAUGUCGAGCGUGGUCGUACCACUAAGGGAUGGAAGCCUCGUCGCUUUGGUGGUGGUCUCGGAGGACGUGGAUACACCAAGGCCAUGCCGUCCCGCCCCGGCGGACCUGGAUUCAAUGCACCAUCUGGACCUGGUGGGUAUGGAGGCGGAUUCCGCGGUGGUUUCGGUGGCAGAGGUGGAGGUGGAGGUGGUGGCUUCCGUGGUGGAGGUUUCCGCGGCGGAGAUCGCUUCGGUGGUCCUCGCGGUGGUAUCGGAUAUCAAGGCAACCGGAACGGCUUCGGUGGACAAGCCCCCCUAACGCACCGUCUGGUCCCGGUGGCGGACGCAGUGGAGGAUUCAGAGGUGGCUUCGGUGGUGGUGAUCGUGGUGGUGGUAGAUUCGACCGUGGCGUUACUGGCAGCAAUUCGGAACCUGUAUGGCGGCGGCGGCCGGGAUGCCGGCCGGGAUGCCAGUCGAGAGGAGUACGGACGCAAGCGAAACCGCGAGGAUGAGCCUGGAUUUGAUGAUCCUCGCUCCAGGAGACGAUACUAA
Messenger RNA from Penicillium paradoxum, 1068 nucleotides. Its product is annotated as U1 small nuclear ribonucleoprotein 70 kDa. The record is from RefSeq and is a predicted model, not a curated record. The coding region runs from base 1 to 1068 and encodes 355 amino acids. Gene Ontology annotation, cellular component: precatalytic spliceosome; U2-type prespliceosome; U1 snRNP. The transcript is spliced from 5 exons. Gene Ontology annotation, molecular function: U1 snRNA binding; mRNA binding. Lineage: Eukaryota; Fungi; Ascomycota; Eurotiomycetes; Eurotiales; Aspergillaceae. Gene Ontology annotation, biological process: mRNA splicing, via spliceosome.